This is a messenger RNA of Triticum turgidum subsp. durum (durum wheat), 600 nucleotides long. The record is from the annotation of a GenBank genome assembly. NCBI's taxonomy places the organism in Eukaryota, Viridiplantae, Streptophyta, Magnoliopsida, Poales, Poaceae.
AUGGGUUCUGGUGGCAGGUGCCUGGCCUUGGCCGCGCUGCUGCUCGUGAGCUGCGCGUCGACGGCGACCGCGGCGAAGUACACCGUCGGCGACACCUCCGGCUGGACCACCGGCGCGGACUACACCACCUGGGCCAGCGACAAGAAGAUCAAAGUCGGCGACACCCUCGUGUUCAACUACGCCGGCGGGGCGCACAACGUGGCGGAGGUGAGCGCGGCGGACUACGCGUCCUGCUCCGCCGCCAACGCGCUCAGCAGCGACGGCAGCGGCGCCACCACCGUCGCGCUCAAGACCGCGGGGAAGCACUACUUCAUCUGCGGCGUCACCGGCCACUGCAGCAACGGCAUGAAGCUCGUGGUCAACGUCGCCGCCGCCGCCGCCGCCGCCUCGCCGCCCAAGGCGUCCCCGACCCCGGACACCCCCGACACCCCCUCCACCACCCCGACGUCCCCGUCCACCCCAGCCGCCACGCCCAAGACCCCGGCGACCGUGCUCGCGCCGCCGGCCAAGCAGUCGGAAUCCGGCGCCACCGGGCUCAGAGCCACGGCGGUGGCUGGCCUGGGCGCCAUUGCCGGGCUUGUGGCCGCGGGGCUCUUCUAG